Saccostrea cuccullata (small rock oyster) is the source of this 2709-nucleotide messenger RNA. RefSeq names its product progranulin-like. The record is from RefSeq and is a predicted model, not a curated record. Bases 1 to 2625 code for a protein of 874 amino acids. The transcript is spliced from 14 exons. Gene Ontology annotation, cellular component: extracellular region. NCBI's taxonomy places the organism in Eukaryota, Metazoa, Mollusca, Bivalvia, Ostreida, Ostreidae.
AUGAAGGUGUCUCUUGAGUUUCAUAUGCGAGGCUUUCUACUCCUCCCAUUGGUUGUGGCGGUCGUCCACUGUGAUACACUUUAUUUCCGUCCCAGGGAGAAUCCCGCCGUUCCCGGGACUCCGUGUCAGGACGGGAAAUCCUUCUGUCUGGACGGGAGCACCUGUUGUAUCCAGGAGUCAGGGGAAUAUGGAUGCUGUCCUCUCGCUAAUAAACUUUUACUGAAGUCGGCAAGUGUAGUUUGUCCUGAUGGUCAGUCAGCGUGCAUUUCUGGAAGCACUUGCUGUAAACUUUCCACUGGUCAGUAUGGAUGCUGUCCCUUACCAAAGGCUGUGUGCUGUAGUGAUGGUAUAAACUGCUGUCCUGAUGGAUAUACAUGCACCUCUUAUGGAUACUGUACAAGAGGAGGGUCCAGUCAAGUCACAGACUGGGUUAAGAAACAACCUGCUCUGUUGACAUCAGGGAAUGUGGUUUGUCCUGGUGGUCAAGCCAUGUGCCCUUCUGGACAAACUUGCUGUAAACUAUCCACUGGUCAGUAUGGAUGCUGUCCCUUACCAAAGGCUGUGUGCUGUAGUGAUGGUAAAAACUGCUGUCCUGAUGGAUAUACAUGCACCUCUUAUGGAUACUGUACAAGAGGAGGGUCCAGUGAAGUCACGGACUGGGUUAAGAAACAACCUGCUCUGUUGACAUCAGAGAAUGUGGUUUGUCCUGGUGGUCAAGUCAUGUGCCCGUCUGGACAAACUUGCUGUAAACUAUCCACUGGUCAGUAUGGAUGCUGUCCCUUCCCAAAGGCUGUGUGCUGUAGUGAUGGUAAAAACUGCUGUCCUGAUGGAUAUACCUGCACCUCUUACGGAUACUGUACAAGAGGAGGGUCCAGUCAAGUCACGGACUGGGUUAAGAAACAACCUGCUCUCUUGACAUCAGGGAAUGUGGUUUGUCCUGGUGGUCAAGCCAUGUGCCCUUCUGGAAACACUUGCUGUAAACUAUCCACUGGUCAGUAUGGAUGCUGUCCCUUACCAAAGGCUGUGUGUUGUAGUGAUGGUAAACACUGCUGCCCUAAUGGAUAUACAUGCAUCCCUGGGGCAUGUACUAAAGGGGGGUCCAGUCAAGUCAUAAAAUGGGUUGAGAAACAACCUGCUCUGUUGACAUCAGAGUAUGUGGUUUGUCCUGGUGGUCAAGUCGGUUGCUAUUCUGGAUCCACUUGCUGUAAACUGUUCACUGGUGAAUAUGGAUGCUGUCCCGUACCAAAGGCUGUGUGUUGUAGUGAUGGUAAACACUGCUGCCCUAAUGGAUAUACAUGCAUCCCUGGGGCAUGUACUAAAGGGGGGUCCAGUCAAGUCAUGAAAUGGGUUGAGAAACAACCUGCUCUGUUGACAUCAGAGAAUGUGGUUUGUCCUGGUGGUAAAAAAAUGUGCACUUCUGGAUCCACUUGCUGUAAACUGUUCACUGGUGAAUAUGGAUGCUGUCCCUUACCAAAGGCUGUGUGUUGUAGUGAUGGUAAACACUGCUGCCCUAAUGGAUAUACAUGCAUCCCUGGGGCAUGUACUAAAGGGGGGUCCAGUCAAGUCAUGAAAUGGGUUGAGAAACAACCUGCUCUGUUGACAUCAGAGUAUGUGGUUUGUCCUGGUGGUCAAGUCGGUUGCUAUUCUGGAUCCACUUGCUGUAAACUGUUCACUGGUGAAUAUGGAUGCUGUCCCGUACCAAAGGCUGUGUGUUGUAGUGAUGGUAAACACUGCUGCCCUAAUGGAUAUACAUGCAUCCCUGGGGCAUGUACUAAAGGAGGGUCCAGUCAAGUCAUGAAAUGGGUUGAGAAACAACCUGCUCUGUUGACAUCAGAGAAUGUGGUUUGUCCUGGUGGUAAAAAAAUGUGCACUUCUGGAUCCACUUGCUGUAAACUGUUCACUGGUGAAUAUGGAUGCUGUCCCUUACCAAAGGCUGUGUGUUGUAGUGAUGGUAAACACUGCUGCCCUAAUGGAUAUACAUGCAUCCCUGGGGCAUGUACUAAAGGAGGGUCCAGUCAAGUCAUGAAAUGGGUUGAGAAACAACCUGCUCUGUUGACAUCAGAGUAUGUGGUUUGUCCUGGUGGUCAAGUCGGUUGCUAUUCUGGAUCCACUUGCUGUAAACUGUUCACUGGUGAAUAUGGAUGCUGUCCCGUACCAAAGGCUGUGUGCUGUAGUGAUGGUAAACACUGCUGUCCUGAUGGAUAUACCUGCACCUCUUAUGGAUACUGUACAAGAGGAGGGUCCAGUGAAGUCACGGACUGGGUUAAGAAACAACCUGCUCUGUUGACAUCAGGGAAUGUGGUUUGUCCUGGUGGUCAAGUCAUGUGCCCUUCUGGACAAACUUGCUGUAAACUAUCCACUGGUCAGUAUGGAUGCUGUCCCUUCCCAAAGGCUGUGUGCUGUAGUGAUGGUAAAAACUGCUGUCCUGAUGGAUAUACCUGCACCUCUUAUGGAUACUGUACAAGAGGAGGGUCCAGUCAAGUCACGGACUGGGUUAAGAAACAACCUGCUCUUUUGAUAUCAGAGAGUGUGGUUUGUCCUGAUGGUCAACAUGAAUGUAAAACUGGACAGACUUGCUGUAAACUUUCCAGUGGAGGAUAUGGGUGUUGUCCUGUACCAAAUUAAGAAAUUGAAACCAAGAAAUUUUUUAAGAGAAAAAACCUGCACUAAAAAGACGUCCGAGAGAAAUAAUUCCAAAAAAUAUAGUUG